This is a messenger RNA of Colletotrichum graminicola M1.001, 621 nucleotides long. Its product is annotated as autophagy protein 16. NCBI's taxonomy places the organism in Eukaryota, Fungi, Ascomycota, Sordariomycetes, Glomerellales, Glomerellaceae. The record is from RefSeq and is a predicted model, not a curated record. The transcript is spliced from 3 exons. The coding region runs from base 1 to 621 and encodes 206 amino acids.
AUGCCCGUGCCCGACUGGCGCUCUGAAUACCUGGCCUCCAUCAGGGAGCAGGAGAAGAACAACCCCGUUAACCUCGAGAUCGUCCAACUCUGCUCCCACCUCUCCGACCGCGUCGCCGCCCUCGAGGCCGAAAAGGAAGUCCUCCGAUCCAAGACUGCCGCCGCCCGCCCCGAUAAACCCACAUCCGCCACCUCUGAGAAACCGAGCGUCCGCGACACGGCCCCGGCGGACCCCAGUACCGACGCGGCCGUCGCUCAGCUCCAGCUCCAGCUCGCCGAGGCCCUGCGGUCCAACGGCACCCUCAGGGACCGGGCGAAGGCGGCCGAGGACGAGGUGCAGGUGCUGCGCGCCAAGGGCAAAGAGGACGCCCGAAAGCUCAGGGGCCUGACGGCCGAGAACGCGGCUUUGACCACCAAGCUGCGGGACCGCGAACACGAGCUGCGCGAGAAGCGCAAGCUGGUAGAGAACGUACAGGACGAGAUGAUUACGAUGAACCUCCAAAUGACCAUGGCCGAGCAGGAGCGGGACAAGGUCAGGAAGGAGAACAAGGAGCUCGUCGACCGCUGGAUGAAGAGGAUGGCCCAGGAGGCUGAGGCCAUGAACCUCGCGAAUGAGCGUUGA